Molecule: messenger RNA, 2358 nt
Organism: Closterium sp. Yama58-4
Lineage: Eukaryota; Viridiplantae; Streptophyta; Zygnematophyceae; Desmidiales; Closteriaceae
Source: the annotation of a GenBank genome assembly
AUGGACCUGUCCACGGUCUUCGAAGCCAUGCGGGAGAAAGAAGAGGAGCUUGCAGAGGCGGAGCAACGGCUACUGUUCGACCGGGAUAAUCUCGAAGCGGCGCGCGAACUGAUCCAGGAGCGUGAGGCUCGUCUUGCUGAGAAUCACACAGCUCAGUUGUCUUUACGGGAAGACGCGGAGAAGAUCCGUGCGAAGUUGGCGGAGCAGGCGGAUGAGCUGGUCGCGGCUCGCAAGGAAGUCGAGUUGAGGAAUAAGGAGAUUCGCGAGGCCAAAGAGGGGUUGGGUAAGAAGGAAGAGGAGAUUACUCGUGCUCAUGCGGCGAUUCGAGCGAGGAAUGAGAAGUUGAGACUUGCCGAAGCUGAGCUUCAGGCUCAGGAGAGCCAGCUGGUGGCUGCGACAGCGGAGGUUCGGCAAUUGCGGUUGGAUCUGAGAUCUGCGGUUGCAGAGAAGAAACGGCUGGAGGAGGAGCUGGAGGAAUCGCAGAAGGAGCUGCGACGGCAGGAGGGUAAACUGACCUCUAUGGAAUCCGAUUUGGAGAAAAGAAGCGGCAUUGUGACAGCUGCGCAGAAGGAGAUUAGGAUUCUUCAGAAGCACCUGAAGAACUCGGGAGUAAAAGGAGAGGCUGCGUCCCGCGAGCUUGCUCAAGCUAAGUCAAUGAUCGGUGCGGUGAAGGCGGAAUUAAAGGUGUCCAACGAAGCUCUGAGCAAAUUCCGAUCGGAGGUUCAGGAGCUUAAGGCAUCCGUCGCGAGACGGGAACGCGAGGCGACGAACGCGGCGAUGCUUCUGAAAAAGCGGGAACGGGAGCUGGAACGAGCGAAUGCGGAACUUGCAAAGGAGAAGGAGACGUUGCAAGAAGUCCGCGCCUCGGUUCUGGAUCUCGAGACUAAGUUAAAGCACGAGAUGGAGUCCUGCGAGACGCUCGCGACGGAGGUUCGGGACGCACGGUCGAAGCUUCGCACAGCCAUGUCUGAAGCUUCCGAUCUCCGCAAGAACGUUCGGCAGGCGGAGUCAGAACUCUCAGACGCCAAAAUCUCCCUCCAGCUUAAAGAAGCAGAACUAAUAGGGCUCCGCCUGGAGCUACAAGAAACUGCAUCGGAUCUCUCUAUAGCGAAGCAGGACCUCAAAUCCCGGUCUGAGGACCUCGACGCGGCGGCCAACGCGUUGGAGGGGCUUCGCCGGGAGCUGGCCGCAGUGAAGCUGGAGCUCCAGGUUAAAGAGGAGAGAGUAACCGCGUCGGAUAAGGCUUUGGAGAUGCGGGAUCAGACGAUUGGGGCGCUGGAGGUGAAGCUGGAAGACAGCAACGCGCGCCUGGCGGCGGCAGAAACCGCGGUGGAGCAGAUCGCGGAGCUCUCGCGCAAACUCGCGGACUCCGCGCUCGCCUCCGGCGGGUUCGACAAGGGUGUGCUGCCGUCUGGCAGAGUGGUGCAGAGCGGUGGUGUGGGAUCGGGAGGGUUGAGAGGCGGGAAGAUGCUGGUGGGGGAGAGCGUGCUGUUGGCUGAGACGAACCGAGAGCUGUUUGCGGCGAGCCGUACGCUGCUGGAGAAGGAGCAUGGCAUGCAGCUGCUGCAGGAGCAAGAGCGAGAACAGAGGGCGCAGAACGAACGCCUAUUGGAGCAGCUCCGGGCAGCGAGGGCGGCGCUGGGGGAGAAGCAAACCGAGCUGGACUCCGUGAAAUUCCUGCUAGCCGAGCGCGAGGAGGAGAUCCGGCAGCUGACGGCGCGGUGGGAGGAGCGGGAGGCGGCGCUGACGUGCAUGCGCGCGGAGGUCAUCAGCGGAGCUAGAGAAAUUGCACAGCUGCGGGACGUGAUCAAAUCCGCCUCGUCGCGCCAGGCAGGGCAGGUCGAGGUGUCGGAGGAGGUGUCACAGGCGGAUCUGGUGGCGCAUGAAGUGGUGAAGCUGGAACUCGAGGUGGCAAAAGUGGAGGUCGAAACGGCCAUGUCAGCCCUGCAGGGCCUGGCGGAUCUGAGUGCACAGCUCAAGGCAGACGCAGACGACCGCAUGCUGCUGCUGCCCGCAUCCCCACCCGACUCCUCCACUUCUUCCGCCGGCCAACAACACGACUCUCAUCCUGCUCUGGCUUCUGCCGCUGCUGUGAGGGCAUCAGGAACAGUCGCCCAACAGGGGGUGGAUGAAGAGGAGCAGCAGCGGGUGCAAUGGCAGCAGAAGGAGCAGGAGGAGCGGAGGCAGAGGGAGGAGGAGGAGAGGGAGGAGGCACGGAUGCAGCAGCAGCUGCAGGAGAGGGACAAUGCGCUGCGCAUGGCGGUGCGUGCCAUGUCCAACCUCACGCGCCUCACACAGAAGCUUGCAGCUGACGCCCAGGCAGAGCUCUCAGGAGAAGAGCCGGUGCUGCAGAUGUAG